Messenger RNA from Nanorana parkeri, 1191 nucleotides. RefSeq names its product Fc receptor-like protein 5. The coding region runs from base 1 to 1191 and encodes 396 amino acids. The record is from RefSeq and is a predicted model, not a curated record. The transcript has 7 exons. NCBI's taxonomy places the organism in Eukaryota, Metazoa, Chordata, Amphibia, Anura, Dicroglossidae. Gene Ontology annotation, biological process: cell surface receptor signaling pathway. Gene Ontology annotation, molecular function: transmembrane signaling receptor activity.
AUGUCUGCUUUAGCUGGGAUCCUCGUAUUUGUCACAUUUAUGGAAUAUUCAGACUUGAUUAAGCUGGAAGUCCCGCCCUAUGUUUAUGAAGGAGAUACAAUCACUCUGAGAUGUUACAGUCACCCUGCAGGUUAUACUGUCAAAGGUGUCGUCUUCUAUAAGGAUGACAAGAUCAUAAAGUCUUCUACAAGCAAUAUUAAUUUGCAUCUGGAGCAUGUGACUCUAAAUUACACUGGUCAAUACAAAUGUAAAAAAAAAUUGUAUUACACUCAGGAUGACUUUUACACUGCUGAAGCUUUCAUUACUGUCAAAGGCCUUUUCCCAUCUCCACAAAUAAAAGUGACAACACAUCUGGUGUUAGAGGGUGAUAACAUGACCCUGACAUGUAACACAUUUCUGAAUCCGCUCAGACAAAAAAGAGAACUCCAUUUUGCUUUUUAUAAGGAUGAUCAGAAUGUGCAGAGUUUCAGUUUAUCUGAUCAAUAUGAAGUUCAGUUUGCUCAGCUAAAGGAUUCAGGGAAAUAUUACUGUGAAGUGACAACAUCCAACAACCGCAUAAUGAAGAAGAGUGCAGAGUUUAAUAUUCACAUAAAAAAUCUUUUCUCAGCUCCAGAACUGAAAGUGAAUCCAAAUCCAGUGGUAGAAGGUGAUCUCAUGACCCUGACAUGUAGCACAAGUCCUAGUCCACUCGGACAGUUGACACAACUGCUGUUUACUUUCUACAAAAAUGGACAGAAUAUUCAAAGAUACAAUUUAUCCGAUCAAUAUACAGUUCAGUUUUCUCAUAUGGAGGAUUCUGGGAAUUAUUCUUGUAAAGUGAGAACUUUAACCAACAGUGUAAAGAAGCUGAGCAAACCGACUAACAUCCAGAUACAAGGCCUUUUCCCAUCUCCACAAAUUAAAGUGACUCCACAUCUGGUGUUAGAGGGUGAUAACAUGACCCUGAUGUGCAACACAAUUCUGAAUCCACUCAGGCAGAAACAAGAUCUCGAUUUUGCUUUUUAUAAGGAUGAUCAGAAUGUGCAGAGUUUCAGUUCAUCUGAGCAAUAUGAAGUUCUGUUUGCUCAGCUGAAAGAUUCUGCGAAAUAUCACUGUGAAGUGACAACAUCCAACAACAGUGUAAUGAAGAAGAGUGCAGGGUUUAAUAUUUACAUAAAAAGAAAUUCAGGGAAGCUGAGCCGAGAGAGUUGA